UGGAAAAACAAGCACCACAUGUACUCACCAGCAAAUUGGUAUUAACUGAUCAACACCUAAGUGGAUGUAUAGCAUAGGCUUUUAGUUGAGGGGAUUUGCAGUUAGAAUGAGGCUGGGUAGAAAUCUAGAGAAGAAGAAUGAAAGCAGAGAAGCCAGAGAUGUAGUGGGGCAGGAGCAGGACUCGUGGAGGAACAAGACAAGGGGAAUGAUUUUGUUUUAAACAGAAUUAGGAACAUAGAGUUUGAGAACACAUUUUCAGAAGUCCCUGUGUAGUUACCCACUGAAUGCUUGUUCAGAUAUUUAACACUCUUCAAUACUAGGUCUGUUGUCUAAUUGUUCUACUAUUCAGAAUCCUUUUAUGGCUGCAAAUGCCAACAUCCAAUUCAAAUAGCAAAAACAAACAUGGGGAAUUUAUUGUCAUAAAAUUCCUAUUAGAUUCCACUAGAUUUUAGUUCUCAAAUGAUACUGUUAGGAAUCUCACUCUUCAUCUCUUGGCUUUGCAUUCUUUCUUUUUUCAUUUUUUCUUUUUCAGAAGGGUCUCACUCUGUUGCCUAGGCCAGAGUACAGUGGCAUGAUCAUAGCUCACUGCAACCUUGAAAUCCUAUCCUCAAGUUAUUGUCCCACCCCUGCCUCCCAAAGUGUGUGAUUACAGGCAUGAGCCACUGUGCCCAGCCAUACCUUUGAUUUCCUCAAGCCACCUCUUACUGAACUCAGCAGGAACAGAAUGCCUCACUCCCAGUAAUUAUAGCAAAUCCUUCAAAAUUGACUUUUAUAUGCCAACUUGAGUCAUAUGCCCAUCCUUAAACCAAUUAUGUUGAGUGGAGCGUAUGGGGCUGGUGCUGGAUAGAAAAUGCUGAUUAGGCAGGCACAGGACAUAGGUCCAUUCUUGGAGCCAGAACAGAGAUUAAUCUCACUUACAUAACAUCUCCUGAGAAUGGGGGGAAAAAACUGGGAUGAGGUUACCCAAUGAGGGGAAGCUAGGUACCAAAACCAAAGGAUGCCCAGUGUCACCUUAUUGCAAGGUAUGGUUGCAGACCAGGGUCCCAUCCCCAAGAGUUAUUCCAAGGUGGAAGAGGUAUAUACCAUGCACCAUGAGAUCCGCUGUCCUGGACAUGUGAGCAGGAUUCAGGAAACUUGAUUUUCCUAGAACUCUAUCCCUGCUGUGUAUAUCCUGCUAUGUCCCUAGUGCCUAGAAGAACUACCUGCACAUCGUAGGCACACACUAUGCUUUUGUUGAAAGAGCGAUUAAAAACUAAGCAUAAGGGAUACAGAGGUUCAGUUUGGGAUUUUGGAAAAAUUCCAGAGAUGAAUAAUGAUAUAUAACAAUGUGAAUGGACUUAAUGCCACUGAACUGCACACUUUAAAAAAUGGUAAAUUUUUUAAAUUUUUUGCCCAAUAAUGUUUUUUUUAAAAAAGGGGAAAACCUUAGGCAUUAAGAAAGACAAGAUUUUGGUGGUUUCUUCUGGACUCUUCCUUUCCAUCUAAGCUUGCCCUCGUCAGUCACAGGACCUCAGGAGUUAGGUAGUCACCACUGGGAGCAGAAGGAAGUGCUUACCCAGUGCUUGUCUAGCAAAGUUGAGCACAGAUAUUAAUUAGCUUCCCCUACUUUACUUAAGGAGAUCAAAGGAUACAAACUGGUGGGGGCCGACGGAAGUCAGGAGAAUUUGUUUUAUGAGUGCAUGUGAUGCGUGAGUGAGGUUCAGCCAGAAUUCACAAACUCUGUCAUCUCCUAUGGCCAGGCAGGUAAGAACAUAAAUUAGUAAGAUAACAUAGGUCAGGUGGAGAUCCUCCUGACCUUUAAGCAGGCCAGCCACUGCUCAUGUUGGGCCAAUUACUGCCUUGAAGAAAUAUAGGCUCAGUAUUGCCUGACCUUAUGGUUUUUCACGAGAAGCCAUAAAUGUGGACUUUUAUGUGAAAUCUUUCAAUUUUUGAAUGUUAGCAAUCACUUUUAAAAAUGUUAUACAGUAGCAUGGGAAACAGAACACAGCUAUUUUCCAGAUCUGGGCCAUUGUGAGCUUGCGGUACCUGUUGUAAGUGCUACUGACUGUCUUUCCAUUGAUUUUUCACUUUCUUCCAAAGUUGAGACUAUUGUUCGCUUUCUAGCAAAUGACAGUCAUGAUCCCAUGUAUUUUUUACAUUUUACAGUUUAAGGUGACACAGGUGGUUAGGACAGAUAUUAACGUGCCAAUUUUAUGUUUGAAACCAUCAAGGCUCUAAGUGGAGGGACCAGCUUGCACUCAGAUCAUGUGAAACAAUGUUCUGUACUAUAUGACUUCAGGUGGUGGCUUUCAAAACUCCCCCUCAAGUUUCCUUAUUUAUAUCAUUUAUCUAGAUGAACUGGUUCCACCUUACAUUGGAAAAAACUGAGUUUCUCAAUUUCCCACAAUUCCUUUUGUUCGUCAGAUGGCAGAAGUCAUUACCUAUGCAAAACUAUAGAAAUAGAUUUGUGUAUUUAGCAGUAAUAAAUACAAUAACUAGGGAAUUUAAGUCAUAUAAUAUUUUCCAUCUUGCCAGAGAUGGAUAAUUUUUUAUCCCCCCUGAGGGAACUUUUGACUUAAGAAUGUGUUCCAAUCCCUUUGACAAGUUGGAAUAAUCAUUAAUGUUUACAGUUGCUAUAGCAACCAGAAAUGCUGGCAAUUGAGUAGGAAAGGAGCCUGAGAGAGGAAGAUAAGCUGUGUCAAUUAUUGAACAUCUGUCAAACAGUUAGCCAAUUUAAAGUGACAGACAAAAAGCUAGAAAUUGAAGAGCUGAGCUAUGCGUGGAUCUUCAACGAAUACCCUUCCUAUCAGGAUAAUCGCCGCUUCGUUUCUCAAGAGACUGGGAAUCUGUAUAUUGCCAAAGUAGAAAAAUCAGACGUUGGGAACUAUACCUGUGUGGUUACCAACACCGUGACAAACCACAAGGUGCUGGGACCACCGACACCACUAAUACUGAGAAAUGAUGGGGUGAUGGGCGAAUAUGAGCCCAAAAUAGAAGUGCAGUUCCCAGAAACAGUCCCGACUGCAAAGGGAGCAACGGUGAAGCUGGAAUGCUUUGCGUUAGGAAACCCUGUACCAACUAUUAUCUGGCGAAGAGCUGAUGGCAAGCCCAUAGCGAGGAAAGCCAGAAGACACAAGUCAAAUGGGAUUCUUGAAAUCCCUAAUUUUCAGCAGGAAGAUGCUGGUUUAUAUGAAUGUGUGGCUGAGAAUUCCAGAGGCAAGAACGUAGCAAGGGGACAGCUGACCUUUUACGCUCAACCUAAUUGGAUUCAAAAAAUAAAUGAUAUCCACGUGGCCAUGGAGGAAAAUGUCUUUUGGGAAUGUAAAGCAAAUGGAAGGCCCAAGCCUACGUACAGGUGGCUAAAAAAUGGUGAACCACUGCUAACUCGGGAUAGAAUUCAAAUCGAACAAGGAACGCUCAACAUAACAAUAGUGAACCUCUCCGAUGCUGGCAUGUACCAGUGUGUGGCAGAGAAUAAGCACGGAGUUAUCUUUUCCAGUGCAGAGCUUAGUGUUAUAGCUGCAGGUCCAGAUUUUUCAAGAACACUUUUGAAAAGAGUAACUCUUGUCAAAGUGGGAGGUGAAGUUGUCAUUGAGUGUAAGCCAAAAGCUUCUCCAAAACCUGUGUACACUUGGAAGAAAGGAAGGGACAUAUUAAGAGAAAAUGAAAGAAUUACCGUUUCUGAAGAUGGAAACCUCAGAAUCAUCAACGUGACUAAGUCAGACGCUGGAAGUUACACGUGUAUAGCCACUAACCAUUUUGGAACUGCUAGCAGCACUGGAAACUUGGUAGUAAAAGAUCCAACAAGGGUGAUGGUGCCCCCUUCCAGCAUGGACGUCACGGUUGGGGAAAGUAUCGUCCUGCCGUGCCAGGUGACGCACGACCACUCCCUGGACAUUGUGUUCACGUGGUCAUUUAACGGACGCCUGAUAGACUUCGACAGAGAUGGAGAUCACUUCGAGAGAGUCGGAGGGCAGGACUCAGCCGGCGAUCUGAUGAUCCGGAACAUCCAGCUGAAGCAUGCUGGGAGGUACGUCUGCAUGGUCCAGACAAGCGUGGACAAGCUCUCUGCCACCGCAGACCUGACUGUCAGAGGUCCCCCAGGCCCCCCCGAGGCUGUGACCAUAGAUGAAAUCACAGACACCACGGCUCAGCUCUCCUGGAGACCCGGGCCUGACAACCACAGUCCCAUCACCAUGUACGUCAUCCAAGCCCGGACUCCCUUCUCCGUGGGCUGGCAAGCAGUCAAUACAGUCCCAGAGCUCAUCGACGGGAAGACGUUCACCGCCACCGUGGUGGGUUUGAACCCUUGGGUGGAGUACGAAUUCCGCACGGUCGCCGCCAACGUGAUCGGGAUCGGGGAGCCCAGCCGUCCCUCGGAGAAGCGGAGGACGGAGGAAGCCCUCCCCGAAGUCACCCCGGCUAACGUCAGCGGCGGAGGAGGCAGCAAGUCUGAACUGGUUAUAACCUGGGAGACGGUCCCUGAGGAGUUACAGAACGGGAGGGGCUUCGGCUACGUGGUGGCCUUCCGGCCCUACGGCAAGAUGAGCUGGAUGCUGACGGUGCUGGCCUCGGCGGACGCCUCCAGAUACGUGUUCAGGAACGAGAGCGUGCGCCCCUUCUCGCCCUUCGAGGUGAAGGUGGGCGUCUUCAACAACAAGGGGGAAGGCCCCUUCAGCCCCGCCACCGUGGUGUACUCCGCAGAGGAAGAACCCACCAAACCGCCAGCCAGCAUCUUUGCCAGAAGUCUUUCUGCCACAGACAUUGAAGUCUUCUGGGCCUCCCCCCUGGAAAAGAAUAGAGGACGCAUACAAGGUUACGAGGUUAAAUACUGGAGACAUGAAGACAAGGAAGAAAAUGCGAGAAAAAUACGAACAGUUGGAAAUCAGACAUCCACAAAAAUCACCAACUUAAAAGGCAGUGCGCUGUAUCACUUGGCUGUCAAGGCAUAUAAUUCCGCUGGGACAGGCCCCUCCAGUGCCACAGUCAACGUGACAACCAGGAAGCCACCACCAAGUCAACCCCCCGGAAACAUCAUAUGGAAUUCAUCGGACUCCAAAAUUAUCCUGAAUUGGGAUCAAGUGAAGGCCUUGGAUAAUGAGUCUGAAGUAAAAGGAUACAAAGUCUUGUACAGAUGGAACAGACAAAGCAGCACAUCUGUCAUCGAGACAAACAAAACAUCGGUGGAGCUUUCUUUGCCUUUUGACGAGGAUUAUAUAAUAGAAAUCAAGCCGUUCAGUGACGGGGGCGAUGGCAGCAGCAGCGAGCAGAUUCGAAUCCCAAAGAUAUCAAACGCCUACGCGAGAGGAUCCGGGGCUUCCACCUCGAACGCGUGCACGCUGUCCGCCAUCAGCACGAUCAUGAUCUCCCUCACAGCCAGGUCCAGUUUAUGACAAAAGUCACCCAAAAGACUUGCUAUUUAUGAUACAAGCAACAUUUAGCUAGUUGUUUUGAAGACACCCAGUACUAAGUAAUAUUGUUGUUCGAGUACAUCUUAUUACCGGAAAAAAAAAAAAAUGUUUUUUGCUUCUUUAGGAAUGGCAUCCUACAGUACUUCCUCAAAGCAAAUCUAGCUUUGUCCGAAGGUUCUUUGGAAACUCUGCAAUGCACUGAAGACAUCUGUAAUAUGAUGUUACCAAAGCAGUUUACAUAUGUCCUUAUAUGCAUAUUUUUUAUUAUAUAUUUAGUGUUUUAUAGAAUUUUUUAAAGUUAACAUAUAAUGUAGAUAUUGAUUUUUUUCCUCUGCUGUAAAAUGCUAAUGGGCAACACAACCAUGCAAUUAUCAUUUGAAAAUGCUUCCUUUAAAAGCGGAGUUCGAAACUCGCCUUGGUUAAUAAAUUGCAAAUGACUUGUACAGUUUUAUGAGGAUCUAGUGGCAGAACAGCUGAAGAUUUGGUCUCUUAACUCGAGGCUGCCGUAUGCAAAUGACUCUUUGAACGGUUAAUGCAUUUUGAUGUGUACAAUAUGUUUUCCCGCCCCGUUGUGAAUUCUGUUGUUCAACACAACUUGAGAUGAUUUCAGGAAUGGCUGCAAUCUCAAAAAUUAAAUCGACUGCCUAAGAGGCAUCUUGUGCAAUACUCCCAUCCCUGAAUUUAGUGUUGUACAGUAAGACUUUCUUUUCACUCAGCUAACUUAGCAUUGUCUUUGUAGUAGCAUUCUCUUAGACCUUCAAUUUGAAGUUAUAUAUCCUGUAGUAACAUAGACCAAAAGUUACUAUAGUCAAUCAAGUCUUUCAAAGGAUACGAGAUAAUUUUACUAUCUUUCAAUGUAUCUGUUUUGAAUGUAAAUUUAAAAAAAAAAAGAAGUAAUUCUCUGUCAAUAGAGUCAUAAUUUCUUUACAAAAUUUCUUAUAUAUAAUACGUGUAUCUCUGUAAUUAUAGAGCCCUUCUUUUGAUUCAAAAUUACAUAUGGAGUUUGGAAGAUUUCUCCUAUUUUAGCAAAUAGUUACCACAAAGGAAUUUUUCAUAUGACUCUAUAAGAGAUCUUUAGUAUAAUUAUAUGUAUCUUGAUGAUUCUCCUGUUUUACAAUAGGUAGCCUAUAGUUGCUUUAUAAGCUUUAUCUUCUAAGUCUUUAAAUCACACAUUGGAAAAUGACAAUAUCAACAAAUCCGUAUUCUUAUGAAAAGAACUAUUUGUUAUGAUGGGGAGGUUUUGUAAGCUGACACUAGUUGGAACAGUGAUAUAAAAGGCAAUGAAAUUUUCUAUAAAAAUUUUCACAUGUAAACAUGCUGCCACCUUUUCUUCUUUCUCAGAGAGCUCAAAUUUGCCUGUCAUUUGUCAUUUUUGCUUACAAAUAAUAUAACUUAACUUUUCAACCUUCUAGUUAUCCAAUAAAGUCAUAAUCAGGAUUCCAUUUGUGUAAAAAUUAGGGUGGUAACCAGAAAAAAAAAUAUUGUCAGUAUUUCAAGCUGUGUUCCUUUCUUAGUUUGAUAUGGUUACUUACUUCUAUGUUAAAAUAAAAUAAAAUUUAAAAUCACACGCAAAAUAAAAAAAAUCAACAAAAUAAUAAAAUGAAUGAAAAAAAAAGAUGACACCCCAGGUAGUUCCACCCCCAGUGUAAAUGACAUUUAUCAGUGAUCUAGCAUAUGUAAUCUUUUUUUAAAGGUAUUGUUAAUAAAUAUUCUGUCAUUUGUAAA
Microcebus murinus (gray mouse lemur) is the source of this 7115-nucleotide messenger RNA. The record is from RefSeq and is a predicted model, not a curated record. NCBI's taxonomy places the organism in Eukaryota, Metazoa, Chordata, Mammalia, Primates, Cheirogaleidae.